AUGAAGACGAUAGCAAACUUACUAAUUCGUCCUCCAAGGUAAUUAUAAAUCAGGACUAAUUAUUCUACAAUUGAAUUAGGAUCAAAAAGACUUGAAAUUUUUGGUCAAGAUUUUAUCCGUCAAGAUAUUCAAAUUAAAAAUUCAAGAGGAUUGAAUUUAGCUUGCUCACAUUUUAUUCCAAAGAAUUCAAAUCUAAGCAUUCCGUGUGUGAUUUAUUGCCAUGGAAAUUCAGGAAGCAGAAUGGAUUGCUUAGAUUCUCUUGCUUAUAUUUUACCAAACGGCAUCAGCUUAUUCUGCUUUGAUUUUUCUGGGGCUGGCCUUUCUGAAGGGGAUUUUUUGUCGAUGGGAUAUUUCGAGCAAGAUGAUAUACAGGGUGCUGGUCUAAUGAUCGUGCACUUUUGACAAUGAGCAUUUGAUCAAAGAAAAUUUAGUCGAAAUUUUAAAUAGAAUACUAUUCGGCAGAAUUUUAACUUUUUUUGGGUAAAAUACCGCAUUAUCAAUAAUGUUUUGGAUCAAUUUCCCCUAGAAAAGCGCACUAUCAAAGGUGCACGAUCAUUUGGCAAGAAGCCGAUAUACGUGCGGUUAUUGAAUAUUUAUCAAGAUCUCACAUUACUAGAAUUGGACUAUGAGGAAGAUCUAUGGGAGCAGUUGCUUGCUUACUAUAUGCAAGCUCAGAUCAGAGCAUUGAUUUUGUGGUAGCAGAAUCUCCUUUUUCUAGCUUAGAUGAGCUUUGUACAGACCUUGUCAAAAACUAUGCAGUAAUUUAUAUUUAGAAACUCCCAGCCUUUUUAUCAUUCAUUCAUUCUUAUUUAGAGGUCGUAAGACCAUUUUAUGGCGGAGCCAAAGCUCACCACGCUAGGCCUUAUAGCCUUAAUUACCCACCGCUAGCGACGACAAGGUAGUUUAUCUCCUCAUCUCAUGCCCGUUGUCUUGGCCAGAACACCCGUCUUCAAUGCGAUUACACCCCAUUAGCUUACAUCUCCUCCAUCGGAGUCCGAUGAGCUGCGGAUUUACUUCCAUCUUGCCUUAGACGAGCCACCUCUCUGCCAACUCUGAAUUGCGCAGAGACUCAUGCAGCCUACACUGCCCAGUCUUCGUCCCAUACGCCUUGAUGCGGUCUAUCUCGCCAGCCAUCCUAUCUCAGGAGCCCAGAGUCCGUUGACUCGAUCCCAGCCUUUUUAUCAAAUUUAAUUGUCCGUGGACUGAGAAAAGUUGUACUUAAGGAAGGAAAUUUUGAUAUAUGGUAAAUUUUAUAUCAGCCAAGUCAAUGUUAUGAAUGUAAUUGAAAAAAUAAAAUCAAAAAUAUUUUUACUCCAUAGUCCAGAAGACGAAAUGGUCCCAAUAAAGCAUUCAUACAACAUAUUGGAAAAGGGGAAUAGUGUUUCAUUGAUGGAAAUUACUGGAGAUCAUAAUAAACCCAGAGAUAUGGAAACGCUAGAGAGUAUUUCAACAUAUAUUAUUGACACAUUUGAUGAAAGAUCUUUUGAAGAGGAUAUAUCAGAAGAAGCUGUGCCGUGCUUGCCAAGCUUGCCGAAGCCUGUGAGAAGUACUCAUUGCAGGAAAAAAACUGAUAUUUGUGUAGGGAAUUAUAUUCCUGACUCCCCCCCCCCCCUCCGUGAGUGAACAAAACCAUUAGAAAAAUCGCUAUUUUUUGCCCAAAAGCCCACCCUCCGUGAGUGAGCAAAAAUUUUUUUAAAUAGAAAAAAAUUUAUGAAAAAAAUUUUGAUAUAUAAGUGAUAAUUAGUAUAAUGAAAUCUAGUUUAAUUUUAAACAAAUUGCUUUUUAAAACAUAAAUUUUAUAAAUUAAAUUAAUAUUUGCUUUCCAAUUUUUGCAAAUUAGGAUUUUUUUAAAUUUCGAAAAAAAAAUUUUUUCUAUAAAAUUUAUAUAUAAAUUUUUUUAAAAAAAAAAUUAACCCCCCUCCGUGAGUGAACAAAAUUUUUUUUGUUCACUCACGGAGGGGGGGAGUGAGAAUAAAUUUAGACAAGCAUUAAAAGAGCUUAACCCUAAUAUCUAA
This is a messenger RNA of Blepharisma stoltei, 2015 nucleotides long. The record is from the annotation of a GenBank genome assembly. Lineage: Eukaryota; Ciliophora; Heterotrichea; Heterotrichida; Blepharismidae.